Molecule: messenger RNA, 3777 nt
Organism: Myxocyprinus asiaticus (Chinese sucker)
Lineage: Eukaryota; Metazoa; Chordata; Actinopteri; Cypriniformes; Catostomidae
Product: PDZ and LIM domain protein 2-like
Exons: 10
Coding region: 1381-2481 (366 amino acids)
Biological process (GO): muscle structure development; actin cytoskeleton organization; heart development
Cellular component (GO): adherens junction; filamentous actin; Z disc
Molecular function (GO): muscle alpha-actinin binding; actin binding
Source: RefSeq, a predicted model, not a curated record
AAUAUAGAAGGUUUUAAAGAAAUAUGGAGUUAUGAAAGAAACAUUUGUACUGUUCCUGAAGAAAGUUUGUCUUUUUCAGAAGAACUUGCAUAACCUCAUCCAUUGAUAUACCGGUUAAAAUUAUACGCCUUGAAAAAUGUGUCAACCAUUACAAUUUUUAGAGAUUUUUCAAGCGUCGCAAGUUAGAGGUUGUGCUCCAAAUACAAAUUAUCCGCCACUCGGAUGGAUAUGAAAUGUAAAGUUUCCGUCAUGGUUAUUUUUAUGCGUCAUUAGUUGCUUUUGCAUUAUUUCUCCAUUGAAACUUGCCUGUUCUCACAGAUCUCUCUCUCUCUCUCACUCCCUCUCUCGCACGUGCGCGCGCGCGCGCACACACAAAAACAGCAGAGUAAAGCCACGUAAAAUUUUUUUUUUUAUUUGUCAAAAAGUUGCUAACGCCGUCCUACCCGUGUUCUGCCGCUAUCCAAAAGAGAGAACAGAUCAUACUAAAAUUACCUCAGGAAUUAUAAAACAGCUCCUAUUUUAAACGUGCAAUUAUAUCUAAUAUAGUUGCCAAAAGGCUAUAUCCAGGUUUUGAUGAUGAAGUGCUGAUAUACAGAUGUCUUCUCUGCAGAUCCAUCAAGUAUGUUCAUGGUUUUUAAAGGGAUGUUGUUUGGUUCGUUGGUCCGUUGGGUCGGUUUGCAAUCUCACCACAAGCGAACCGCUCAAGAGUUCGUUUGCAGUCGGUCCGAGACCACCUCGUUCAGGCGUCUCGGACCGAUUGUUUUGGUGCGGAUCCGAGAGCUAUCGCCGAACCAGGAAGAAAACGCGCCAGGUUCCGAAACAAACGCUCCAAACAAGCCAGGUGUAAAAACGCCCUUAGUUACAAAUGUUUUCACUGGGACAUGAAACAGUACAUGGCUACCGUCAGCAGGUGGCGCACUGCGACUUUUAAUAUUUACUUUGGCGUUAAAUUAAUAAAUUAUUUAUGAUUCAUCCCACCUACUCGACACGCCCCGCGUGCCACCCUAGCUUGCCCUCCCUGCAGGCUUUAUUUUGACAGCAACACGUGGCAUGUGAGUGAGGAGCGCGCGGAUGAUGCUGCAACAUCUCCCACAGCGGAAACAUCCACGCGAAAAGUUUGACAAAACUGGGCGGUGUGGGAAUUUGGUCACAUGGACUUUACAGACUAAAAACUGAUGCGCUUAAAGUGUUUCAGGCAGGUCUGUGUUUAGUAAGCACGAAACACUGUUUCAGGAGAAGAACAGCGAUUCUUCACGCUCAUAACUGAAAGCGUGUGUGAUUUUGACGUCAUCCUCACAGGUGUCAAUCAGCAGUGUGAUUGCCUCUAACCGCGCGCCAACUCUUCACUCCUGAGAGCGCUGGGUAGCAGCCUGUGGUCACAUGAUGCCGUUUACAGUAAACCUGAUUGGCCCGUCUCCCUGGGGAUUCAGAAUAUAUGGAGGGCGAGACUUCAAGAAGGCAAUAACCGUCUCCAAGGUAAAUGCUGGCAGUAAGGCAGAGAUGGCCUGUCUUCAGCCCGGAGACAUCAUCAUGGAGAUCAACGGACAGAAUACCGGUGAUAUGCUGAAUGUAGAGGCACAAAACAAAAUCAAGAGCUGCACAACACAACUGCAGCUGCUCGUGGAAAGGCCAGCUCCUCCCACUCCCGGUCAGACCAAUGGAAUUACCUCCCCAGAGCAAUUGGUUGGCCGCUUCCAGGAUGCUGUGCAGGUGAGUCGAGAUGAGAACCAGAACUACAGAGAGUACUGCAGCUCCAGCCCAGCAUCUCUGUCCCCUGGGCCAUAUUCACCAGAACCACCAUCCAGCCCAGACCGCAAAGGAGGCAGGAUCACACCCACCAACAAAAGCCUGCUGUUCCAUUCCUGGUCCUCAGAGGACAAAAACAUACAGAGUCAAAGACUGUCCAGACCCCUCUCUCAGGAGAUUUCUUCAGUGGAUUUCCGCAGUAACUCUGUGUCCAGUCGGACUCCAACUCCUCCUGGACGAUACUCACCACACAGUCCCAUCGACCGAGAGCUGUCCAUCUCCCCACGACGAAGCUCGGACUUUGCCAUGCAGAGGUUUGACAGAGACUCAGAGGUGUAUAAGAUGAUUCAGGAGAACAAGGAGUCUCGUACAGCUCCUCGCCAAUCCAACACCUUCAAGAUGCUGCAGGAGGUGCUAGAGGCUGAUGAGAAAGAGGCAGCCAUCCAGUUUCCAGGGAAUCUCUCGCCAAGCCCAUCCAAGACCACGUCCUCUUCUGGUGGGCAGAAACACCACACCUGUGAAAAAUGUGGCACCAGCAUUGUCACCCAGGCCGUGCGUAUCAUGGACGAUCGCUUCCGUCACCCAGAGUGCUACACCUGUACAGAGUGCGGACUCAACCUAAAGAUGCGUGGCCACUUCUGGGUGGAAGAUGAAAUGUUCUGCGAGAAACACGCCCGAGAAAAAUACCAGGGCUCCAACAGUGGCCUUCGUCCCGUCGUGUCCUCUCGCCAUUGAGAUGUCCAAUCAGCCACCCUCCUGACAUCGCCUCCAGCUCUUCUGAUUGGCUGGGAUCACAUCAAGAAGGAGAGGACUGUGAUGUCAUGGUUACGUUGUCCAAUGGGAGCCAAAUAAAAUGUUUGCUGUCACAGCUUUGGGACCCAGUGCGGUCGUGUCCUCUCCUUCAGUUAUUAUGACACCCCACUAUUAGAGACUUUGAUCUAUAGAAUUGCAAAGGUGAAAAGGAGUUUAUAUAAGCGCCUACAUUAGUGUGUGCUAUUUCUAAAACAGUUAGCAAAUUACAGUUUAAUCUUUACAUUGCCUUCCUCUUCCAUAUGUUGUAUUACGCAUUCAGAACAGCUUUUUUUUUUACGUAGACAUUUAAAGGAAUAGUUCAACCAAAAAUACAAAUUCGGUCAUCAUUUACUUACCAUCAUGUCAUUGCAAACCUGUAUGACUGACUUUCUUCAGUGGAGCACAUGAGAAGAUGGGACUUACAGCCUUAGCCACUUUCUUAGAGACUAACAUUCUACAUUCUAAACAUCUCCAUUUGUGUUUCAAGGAAGAAGGAAAGUCAUACGGGUUUGGAACAACAUGAAUGAUUACAAUAAAUGAUGACAAUUUUCAUUUUUGAUGAACUAUCCCUUUAUCUUUGGUUUAAAUUGGAUUAUUUUGUUGAAAUGUUAGAGCUUUUUCAUAGACAAACAAUGAGAUGCUCCAAGUAUGCAUAAGCAGUGCUAAUGCACACAGGACUGGUUUCCUUAGUGUGUUAAUGUGCGUGUGUGGAUGCGUGCACGUGUAUUGUGACUAUUAGGGUGUAAAUGCACUUGAAGGGUUUGAUGAUUACUUGGAAGUGAUUCUUAGUUUGAUUAAAAUGCCUCCCUUCAUAAUAAAGCAACUGUUGUCCACAACAAAGCCCCCAUCCACACAAAAGUGCACCUAUUUAGAAUUCUACAUAGAAUCUUUUCCAUUUGCUUAAUAUUAAACAAGGGAAAUCUAAGGAGACUUUUUUUUUUUUUUUUCUUGUGUAAAUAUGUUUAUUUUUCACCUUAAACUCUAUGUAGACCAAGCAGAGAGUUUUGCCUGCACAUGUUUGUAUUUUCAGGGUUGCAUGGUUGUUUCUUAUAUAUAAAGCUGUUUCCUUCAAAUGCAAGAGAAUGGAGUAUGAUCUUUGAAUCACAGUUCACAGAAACACAUCUCUCUCCCCUGUGGAUCAAAUACAUUGAACAGUGACUCUUCACUUUUUGUUUGUAGGGUUGGACACAAUCGCUUUACCUUUUCUGUUUCAAAUAAACAACUUUAAAUAUCAGUGCA